Messenger RNA from Gaeumannomyces tritici R3-111a-1, 564 nucleotides. RefSeq lists its product as hypothetical. The transcript has 2 exons. NCBI's taxonomy places the organism in Eukaryota, Fungi, Ascomycota, Sordariomycetes, Magnaporthales, Magnaporthaceae. The coding region runs from base 1 to 564 and encodes 187 amino acids. The record is from RefSeq and is a predicted model, not a curated record.
AUGCGGGACCUCGGCGCGGACAAGGCAUUUUGGGACUGGGCCAUGACCAGCCUCCGGAACUCAAGGGCCUGCACCGGGGACGCACACCUUUUUGCCGACAUCGGCAAGGCGAUACCUGAAGUCAACUGCCAGAUGGGUCACUACCACCCGUUCAACCACAACUCGUGGGUCGUGAGCUACCCGGACGCCGACGGCAGCAGCAGCAGCAGCAGCCCGGCGCGGGGCGUCGUCCGGCGCUGGGAUACCAACGUGCUCAUCCUGCCGGCCUUCCUAGACAAGGGCGUUGCCGUCAAAGCCACCAGGUUCGUCGGCAGGGACGGUGAGCCCACCGCCGCGCCCGGUGAGGACGGCGCCCAGGACGGGGUGGAGAGCGUCGAGAUGGGCCGCUUUGUCGAGAACGAGGACCUGGCCUGGUUCGUCAAGGCCGACAUGGACGUCAAGUUCGAGCUGGAAGUGGACGUGGACGCGGACGCGGAUGCUGAGGUGCCACAGGACCGGCGUCGCGGCAGUCUUUGCCGUCGGGCCUCUCUGCCUCGACCCCCACGGCGAGGAGCCCUUUUGUAA